AUGAUAUACAUAUAUGAUGAUUAUAAACCGAACCGGCGUUGGGGAAUAUUACCACCAAAUGGGGCAACAACAUAUGUGGGAUUUCAUCAUACAGAAGCAGAGUCAGCAUUGGCAAUUGCAUAUAGCGAUUCGUGCAGAGAUUCCAUGGCAUUGUGGGAUGAAAAAGUCGAAGCGUACGGCUUAGAUGUGAAAUUUGAAGAUACAUCAUGUAAUUGUAUCUAA
Messenger RNA from Adineta ricciae, 222 nucleotides. The record is from the annotation of a GenBank genome assembly. Lineage: Eukaryota; Metazoa; Rotifera; Eurotatoria; Adinetida; Adinetidae.